AUGAGAUCAAUUGGUAUGUGGGAAAUGUUGAUCGAAAUUCUUGUUAGAUUAGGUGGCGGUGCGGUUCUUGUUACUAAGCUUGUCAUAAUGGCGACCGGCGUCACGACAAAAGAAAACUUUAUCACUUCCAAGGUUAACUUAGAUAACAGGUACCUUAACACUGCAUUUCGUCAAAGCACAGAUCGCAGUCAGGAACGUUAUAAAGAAGUAAUGCAAGAUACGCUUCCUUUGAAGGAAGAAAAAAUUGUCUUAAUACCGACACGUUUACGCGAACUUCUUGCCAACACGUCAGACGAAAUAACGGUAAAGCUAGGCUGUUUUCCUUAUACGAACCUGGUGUACUUUACUGUGAAUGACAACCUAUUCAUAUGGGAGUAUGAGAAAGGAAAUGAUGAUAAUGCUAUCGGUCACAUAGACGUGCAUCCCCUACAAGAUCUUUAUAUAAAAUGCGUGGGUCUGGCCAAACCGAGACCUGGACGUUUCAUCGAUGAUGCACAAUAUGUAUUGGUUAUCGUCACGGAUAAAUCGAUUUAUAUAUUUGGCUUAAGUAAUACUCCCACAGGGAUAGUUUUCCACGAUAUGUCAUCAGAUAGAUACCGAGCAAACUAUAGUAAAAAAACCGUGGAAUCGAUAGUUGGCACUGAAGAUGGGCGUAUUUUUUUGAUUGAUGCCGGAGAACUCUGUGAACUGGUCUAUGAGGAUGAGGGUUGGUUUUCUCAUCCUUGCAGAUUAGAGAUCCAAUCAUUAAGCACGUUUAAUCAACAUUGGCGAUUUAUUUCAAAUUAUUCAUCGCGUCUUAGGUCAGCCGUGAUUGAUGACACGCGUAGGAUGUUAUACGUAAUGUCUGAAAGCCAUAUUGAGGCGUUUAAUAUUACCAAGGAUGGAGGACCUUUAAAACAUUUAGGAAGAUGGUCUAUCAAUGAGGACAGAUCCAGUUUGAGAGGGACGCUUGCCUCCAUGCAUCCAAUCUACGUUACUGAAUCUGCAUUCUAUUGCCUCGUGGCCGUCACAAGUACAGGUCAACGUGGAUACUUUACUUGCUACUACAUUAAUAGAGGAUAUAACGUGGUGACAGACACGCAAAAUUUUAAAAAUAAAGAGCCUAAUAGUUUGACUUUAUAUGAGGUUCAUGAACCGCCACCGCAACCUCCAGCUCAGGUUGCUCAACAAAGUAUUACUGGAUUUUCAAUGUUUAAAUAUUUUCACGGGGUAUUUUUUGCUUUAAGAAGAGAAGGCGGAUCGCAUGUCGUGACCACCACCAAUCCAAACCAUGGCUCGAUGUUUUUGAGAAUCAGCCAGAAUCAAGAGCUGAUAUUUUCCGAGCAUCUCUUUAUAUUUCCUUAUCACAACAUUUAUGAAAUUCAAGAGAUCAUUAAUCCGCUUUAUGAUCCCAAAGUAUUUGAGGAAUUUUCAAAUGAUUUGAUCAAUCAGUUUUGCGCCCCCUCUCGAAAGUUCCUUGUAUAUUCACAUCAUGGUAUAAUCAUAUUAAACAAGUUGAGGCCUGUUGAUCAUCUUGAGAAUAUUCUCAAGAAGGGAUCUUCACGUGAAUCGUCAAAGGCUUUUAUCGAUAACUAUGGCGAGGAACAAACUUCGGCGAUGUGUUUUUUGAUCGCCAAUGAUGAAAGCUAUUCGUUCUUGAAAAUCUUUAAUUACAAGACAUUGUUUGAAGGAUUCGGAUAUUGUUUAGCAAGAAUUCUUCGACCCGUAUGGAAGCAGCGAAUACUUAAAUUAAGACCAAAUGCUACAAACGCAAAUCGACUGGAUACAAGCAUUCCUGAACCAAAACUUCAAUAUAUUGUCAAGAAGUUAUUAAACCUGAAGAAAUUCUGUGACAAGCAUCCUGAUUUAAAAACCCUUCAUCACCUUGAGAGUGGUCCUUUGACUGCGCCACCACAAGCCAUUGGCAUAAGUGGUUUAUACGAUGCGCUCGUUAGAAUGACUGAUGCGAUAUCAUUUAUCUUACUCAUGCUCGAGUAUAGCUUGCCUGAAACGAUUGAAGGUGUCGAUCUAUCAACAAAGCAAACGAUUGCCAACUCAAACUUCGAUCAGUUGGUGACUGAUAUGUCGGUUAGGAGCAGCUGGCAUGAUGUGGUUCUGGCUAUAAUCAAGAGAGAAACUACGCCACGUGUAAAUGUUCAGUGCGAUUUCAUUACCUUCUUUGCUUUGCCCGUUGAAAACCUGAGUAGAAAUUUAGAAGCACGCUGUCCGACCUUUUGUAAUGCCGUAGAAGGAUAUGAAGCUCUGCAAAAGGCCAAGAAGAAUGAAGACGAGCACACUACGAUUGAAGCGUUACGGAUAUCACUCAAAUUAUUUACCGAUUCCAUUAAUACUAUGACAUAUGGUACCUUAAUUAACUUGUGCAAUGAAUACAAGAAUUUCGAGUUUUACGAAGGUGCUGUUGAGCUGUUGUUGAAGGCUGCACACACUAUGGAGCAUGUAACUGAAAAACGCAAGUCGAUCCUUGAUAACGUUAUUGAAACCUUACGAGAUGCUGGCGUCUUUAACGAAGGAGUUUACCGUCACACGCAAACUUUUAAUCCCGUUCUCCACAAGGCUCUAGAACUUGGGUUAAGCUUGAAAGAUAUAGAUUUUCUUUUCGCCGUAUAUGAUGAAUUUUUACGAGCUGAUUCCGUUCCACAACUAUUUGAUCCGGCGGCACCCUACAUUGAAGAUUACCUUACACAUUCAAAAGACUUAUCUUCACCAGAAGUAAGGAAGAAAUUGGAUCUGUAUUGUGAUUAUUGCGUGAAGCGUCAUGAAUACCUUAAAGCAGCCGAAGUGAAAGAUUAUAUAGCCCAGAAUUCAGGGGGAGAUGUUACUUUACAAGAGCGAUUGCAUUAUCUCUCCCAUGCCGUAGGGCAAGCCGAAAGUGCCAAAGAAUUCAGUGAGAAUGCCAAAGUGAUCGAGGCGUUAAAUAAAUAUCGUCUUAAAAUGAAGAUCGCACAAAUACAAUUCGAAAUUUAUACGGAUAUAAAUGGUAUGCCCGAAAACGUUUACAACAACUUUGCGACUUCGCAGGGAAUACCUAGCAGGGAUGAAGUACUUGCGCUUCUGAAUCAAAAGCUCUAUGAUUCUCAUAUUCUUUUGAAUGAUUUUAUCCACCCGUUUGACCUGUAUGAAAAGAAGUUAGCCUUGCUACAGAUCGUGGAAGAAGCCCCUUAUCAAACCGAAAUAGUAAAUGUCUGGGAAAACAUAAUACAAAAAGGCAUUUAUCAUUUAUUUCCUUCUAUACAAAAAUCAGAUCAAACCAACUCUAUUCAACCGAUAGCAGAUGUACUUAUAAAAGCCGGGCGAAAGUAUUACCCUAGCGACACGCGUAUGAUGCCAUUAGACAAGAUCAUUAUCGCGGUAUCAAAAUAUUUUAUUGAGAACGAAAUAACCGAUCCAGGUAUUAUUACAAAGAUUCUAAGGCAGGCAAAAAUAAAUUAUGCCGUCUUGUUUGAAACUUUUAAACACGUUUUGAAUAAUAGAUCGAACGAAACCUUAUAUACAAAGGGCGGGAUGCGAUUUUUAUUCCGAGAACUUUGUUUUAUACUAGACGAAUGGAUAAAAACCAGCGGGGAAGUAUACGAUAUCGAUACUAAUGGUAUACUUAAUUUAAUUGAUCGAUGGAUUAUGGUUAUUGACAGUAGUAAGCUUGGACAAGAUUUGAGAGAAGUUUUUAUGGAAAAUAGAAGAAAUAUUGAAGCAUUAAAAAGGAGAAAGAAUGAAUAG
Molecule: messenger RNA, 3714 nt
Organism: Funneliformis geosporum
Lineage: Eukaryota; Fungi; Glomeromycota; Glomeromycetes; Glomerales; Glomeraceae
Source: the annotation of a GenBank genome assembly